AUGGAAGGGCAAGGUGUAGUACGGUCAUAUGAUGCUUUGGCAAAAGCAUGCAGACAAGCAGACCUAGUGGCACCAGAACGCAUUACCAGCACAGGUCUCCGAAAAUAUAUGGCUACUGUAACACAGGUUCUUGACCUAAAGGAACAUGAACUGCAGUGGGUGCUUAAUCACUUGGGACAUACUCUAGAUGUCCAUAAGAUACAUUACAGAUGUACGAGUGAUAUUUUGGAGAGGACUCAAAUAGCCAAAAUACUGUUACUUCAGGACCAUGACCGACUUGGAGAGUUCCGUAAUAAAACCUUACAGGACAUUGAUAUGCAUGAUAUUGUCACAGAGAAAAUUACUGAAGAGACUGAACAGAAGGGAGACCCCACAUCAAAUAUUGUAUUAAAUAAAGUUGUAACUGAUAACGAAUGGGGCGAUCCUGCUGGAUUGCAGGUAAUUCUGAAUGAAGCCGAAAACUUCAAUGAUUUCAGUGAUGAUGAUGAUUAUGAUGAUGAUGAAUGUCGUCGCAGUGUUCAAAAGAAGAAAAGAAAACCUACAUCCACCUCAAAAACUAAAUGGACUGAAGACGAGGAAGAAGAAAUAAAAACUUUGUUUAAAAAGUUUUUUGAGGCCAAAAAGCGUCCAAAGCCAAAAGACUGUCUGAGAGCUCUAGAGCAAAGCCGCAAAAGAAACGGAUUCAUUUCACAGAGGAAAAAAGAUGUACUAAAGAAAAAGGUAUUUCGGAUGAUCGACAAAUUAUCCCAAUAAAUGUGAAACUGGACAAAUAACUGGAAAACUGUCAUUGCAAGUGGAGGAAUAUUGUGUUCUGUGUGUUCGAAUGAUUUGUUUUAAUGUCACCUUGCGACUGAGUGACUUUGAAGUUUGGAUUUUCUUUUGGAUCAUCGAAAUAUUUGUUUUAAUGUCACCUUGCGACUGAAUGACUUUGAAGUUUGGAUUUUUUUUUAG
Molecule: messenger RNA, 951 nt
Organism: Patella vulgata (common limpet)
Lineage: Eukaryota; Metazoa; Mollusca; Gastropoda; Patellidae
Exons: 5
Coding region: 1-753 (250 amino acids)
Source: RefSeq, a predicted model, not a curated record